This is a messenger RNA of Dipodomys ordii (Ord's kangaroo rat), 7188 nucleotides long. RefSeq names its product CCR4-NOT transcription complex, subunit 1 (gene Cnot1). Gene Ontology annotation, biological process: nuclear-transcribed mRNA catabolic process, deadenylation-dependent decay. Gene Ontology annotation, molecular function: molecular adaptor activity. The record is from RefSeq and is a predicted model, not a curated record. Bases 260 to 6910 code for a protein of 2216 amino acids. The transcript has 45 exons. Lineage: Eukaryota; Metazoa; Chordata; Mammalia; Rodentia; Heteromyidae. Gene Ontology annotation, cellular component: CCR4-NOT core complex; P-body.
UUAACCGAAGAGGGGGAUUGUGGAGAACCAGAGUCCGAAGGACCCAGGAGUUUCCCUGUGUCCAGCGCAGCCGGAACCGCCUGAGGUGCCAUGUUUCAGGACAGAGUAAGACACCUGGUAAAGAAGAAUUGAAGAAAUUAUACAGAUACCAGAUAUAGCAUAAUUACAAAGAAAGCAUUAACCUGCCUCUGAGGUGACUAAAGGGGAAUAAUGGUGAUUUUGCGCCGGGCUCGGCCGCCUGCUUCCGCCCCAACCAGCAAUGAAUCUUGACUCGCUUUCGCUGGCCUUGUCUCAAAUCAGCUACCUGGUGGACAAUUUAACCAAGAAAAACUACCGAGCCAGCCAACAGGAAAUACAGCAUAUUGUGAAUCGGCACGGUCCUGAGGCAGACAGGCAUUUAUUACGCUGCCUAUUUUCACAUGUUGAUUUCAGUGGCGAUGGUAAAAGCAGUGGCAAAGAUUUUCAUCAGACACAGUUUCUGAUUCAGGAGUGUGCGUCGCUGAUUACAAAGCCAAAUUUUAUCUCGACAUUGUCAUAUGCCAUUGAUAAUCCAUUGCACUACCAGAAGAGUUUAAAGCCUGCACCUCAUCUGUUUGCCCAGCUGAGUAAAGUUCUCAAGUUAAGCAAAGUACAAGAGGUAAUUUUUGGCCUUGCCCUCUUGAAUUCUUCCAGUUCAGAUCUCCGAGGUUUUGCUGCCCAGUUUAUUAAACAGAAGCUUCCAGAUCUUCUGCGUUCUUACAUAGACGCAGACGUCAGUGGAAAUCAAGAAGGUGGCUUCCAAGAUAUAGCAAUAGAGGUCCUACACCUCCUCCUCUCCCAUCUCCUUUUUGGGCAGAAGGGAGCAUUUGGAGUUGGACAGGAACAGAUAGACGCUUUUCUUAAGACUCUGCGCAGAGAUUUUCCCCAAGAACGCUGUCCUGUGGUGCUUGCACCACUUUUAUAUCCUGAAAAACGGGACAUUCUAAUGGACAGGAUCCUGCCUGAUUCUGGAGGGGUAGCUAAAACCAUGAUGGAGAGUUCUUUGGCUGAUUUCAUGCAAGAAGUAGGCUACGGUUUUUGUGCAAGUAUUGAAGAAUGUCGGAAUAUAAUCAUGCAGUUCGGUGUUCGGGAGGUCACAGCUGCCCAGGUUGCCAGGGUUUUAGGAAUGAUGGCUCGAACUCAUUCAGGAUUAACAGAUGGUAUUCCAUUACAGAGUAUCUCUGCUCCUGGCAGUGGAAUCUGGAGUGAUGGAAAAGAUAAAAGUGAUGGAGCACAGGCACACACAUGGAACGUGGAAGUCUUGAUUGAUGUUCUUAAGGAACUGAACCCGAGUUUGAAUUUCAAGGAGGUAACUUACGAACUAGAUCAUCCUGGAUUUCAGAUUCGUGACAGUAAAGGACUUCAUAAUGUGGUUUAUGGCAUUCAGAGGGGUUUGGGUAUGGAAGUGUUCCCUGUAGACUUCAUAUAUAGACCUUGGAAACAUGCAGAAGGCCAGCUCUCCUUUAUUCAACAUUCCCUUAUAAAUCCAGAGAUCUUCUGUUUUGCUGACUAUCCCUGUCACACUGUUGCCACUGAUAUUCUGAAAGCACCACCAGAGGAUGACAAUCGAGAAAUUGCCACAUGGAAGAGCUUGGAUUUGAUUGAAUCUCUGCUUAGGCUUGCAGAAGUUGGGCAGUAUGAACAAGUCAAACAACUCUUUGGCUUUCCUAUCAAACACUGUCCAGACAUGCUGGUAUUGGCCUUACUCCAAAUCAACACUUCUUGGCACACUCUACGUCAUGAACUCAUCUCCACUCUGAUGCCAAUAUUCCUUGGAAAUCAUCCUAAUUCUGCCAUUAUUUUGCACUAUGCAUGGCAUGGGCAGGUAAGACAUGGUCAUUUGCUCAUGAUUGCCUUGUCAAUGCUGCUAAAUGGCACUCCAUUUGCCUUUGUUAUUGACCUUGCUGCACUUGCUUCACGUCGUGAAUACCUCAAACUUGACAAAUGGCUCACAGAUAAAAUAAGAGAGCAUGGGGAGCCUUUUAUUCAAGCAUGCAUGACUUUCUUAAAGAGAAGAUGUCCUUCUAUUUUGGGUGGACUUGCCCCAGAGAAAGACCAGCCUAAGAGUGCUCAACUUCCUCCUGAAACUCUGGCGACAAUGUUGGCUUGUCUACAGGCUUGUGCGGGGAGUGUUUCUCAGGAGUUAUCAGAGACCAUCCUCACCAUGGUAGCCAAUUGUAGUAAUGUUAUGAAUAAGGCCAGACAGCCACCACCUGGAGUUAUGCCAAAAGGACGACCUCCUAGUGCGAGUAGCUUAGAUGCCAUUUCUCCUGUUCAGAUUGACCCCCUUGCUGGAAUGGCAUCUCUUAGUAUAGGUGGUUCAGCUGCUCCUCACACCCAGAGCAUGCAGGGCUUUCCUCCAAAUUUGGGUUCUGCAUUCAGUACCCCUCAAUCACCAGCAAAAGCAUUUCCACCUCUUUCAACCCCAAAUCAAACAACUGCAUUCAGUGGUAUUGGAGGACUUUCAUCACAGCUUCCAGUAGGUGGUCUUGGCACAGGCAGCUUGACUGGUAUAGGAACUGGGGCUCUUGGACUUCCUACAGUGAAUAAUGAUCCCUUCGUACAGAGAAAACUGGGCACCUCUGGACUCAACCAGCCUACAUUCCAGCAGAGUAAGAUGAAACCUUCCGACUUAUCUCAGGUGUGGCCAGAGGCAAAUCAGCACUUUAGUAAAGAGAUAGAUGAUGAAGCAAAUAGCUAUUUUCAGCGAAUAUAUAAUCAUCCACCACAUCCAACCAUGUCUGUUGAUGAAGUAUUAGAAAUGCUACAGAGAUUUAAAGACUCAACUAUAAAAAGGGAACGAGAAGUAUUUAACUGUAUGCUAAGGAACUUGUUUGAAGAAUAUCGGUUUUUCCCCCAGUACCCUGAUAAAGAGUUACAUAUAACAGCUUGCCUGUUUGGUGGCAUAAUAGAAAAAGGACUAGUCACUUACAUGGCACUGGGUCUGGCCCUGAGAUAUGUCCUUGAAGCCUUACGGAAACCUUUUGGAUCCAAAAUGUAUUAUUUUGGGAUUGCUGCACUAGAUAGAUUUAAAAAUAGAUUGAAGGACUAUCCUCAGUAUUGCCAGCACUUGGCUUCCAUCAGUCACUUUAUGCAGUUUCCGCAUCAUUUGCAGGAGUAUAUCGAGUAUGGACAACAAUCUAGAGAUCCACCUGUGAAAAUGCAGGGCUCUAUCACAACCCCUGGAAGUAUUGCACUGGCUCAGGCCCAGGCUCAAGCCCAGGUUCCAGCCAAAGCUCCUCUUGCUGGUCAGGUUAACACUAUGGUAACCACCUCAACCACCACCACUGUUGCUAAAACGGUUACAGUCACCAGGCCAACUGGAGUCAGCUUUAAGAAAGACGUGCCACCUUCCAUCAAUACUACAAAUAUAGAUACAUUGCUUGUGGCCACAGAUCAAACUGAGAGAAUUGUGGAGCCCCCAGAAAAUAUUCAGGAGAAAAUUGCUUUUAUCUUCAAUAAUCUCUCACAGUCAAAUAUGACACAGAAGGUUGAAGAACUUAAAGAAACUGUGAAGGAAGAAUUUAUGCCUUGGGUUUCACAGUAUCUGGUUAUGAAGAGAGUCAGUAUUGAGCCAAACUUUCACAGCCUGUAUUCAAACUUCCUUGAUACACUGAAGAAUCCUGAAUUUAAUAAGAUGGUUCUGAAUGAAACCUACAGAAAUAUCAAAGUGCUCCUAACCUCUGAUAAAGCUGCAGCCAAUUUUUCAGAUCGUUCUUUGCUGAAGAAUUUGGGACAUUGGCUGGGAAUGAUCACAUUAGCUAAAAAUAAGCCCAUCUUACAUACUGAUUUGGAUGUGAAAUCUUUGCUGCUAGAGGCUUAUGUUAAAGGACAGCAAGAAUUGCUAUAUGUAGUGCCCUUUGUUGCCAAAGUCUUAGAGUCCAGCAUUCGUAGUGUGAUUCCCUUGUUCCAGGCCCAUCCACAGUUGAAACAGUGUGUGCGUCAAGCAAUCGAACGGGCUGUCCAGGAACUGGUUCAUCCUGUGGUGGAUCGGUCAAUUAAGAUCGCCAUGACUACUUGUGAGCAAAUAGUCAGGAAAGAUUUUGCCCUGGAUUCGGAGGAAUCUCGAAUGCGAAUAGCAGCGCAUCACAUGAUGCGUAACUUGACUGCUGGGAUGGCUAUGAUUACUUGCAGGGAACCUUUGCUGAUGAGCAUAUCUACAAACCUAAAAAACAGUUUUGCCUCAGCUCUUCGUACUGCAUCCCCACAACAAAGAGAAAUGAUGGACCAAGCAGCUGCUCAAUUAGCUCAGGACAAUUGUGAAUUAGCUUGUUGUUUUAUUCAGAAGACUGCAGUAGAAAAAGCAGGCCCAGAGAUGGACAAGAGAUUAGCAACUGAAUUUGAGCUGAGAAAACAUGCUAGGCAAGAAGGGCGAAGAUACUGUGAUCCUGUUGUAUUAACAUACCAAGCUGAGCGGAUGCCAGAACAGAUCAGGCUGAAAGUUGGUGGUGUGGACCCAAAGCAGCUGGCUGUUUAUGAAGAGUUCGCACGAAAUGUGCCUGGCUUCUUGCCUACAAAUGACCUAAGUCAGCCUACAGGAUUUUUAGCUCAGCCCAUGAAGCAAGCUUGGGCAACAGAUGAUGUAGCUCAAAUUUAUGAUAAGUGCAUUACAGAACUGGAGCAGCACUUACAUGCUAUACCACCAACUUUGGCUAUGAAUCCUCAAGCCCAGGCUCUUCGAAGUCUUUUGGAAGUUGUAGUGUUAUCACGGAAUUCUCGGGAUGCUAUAGCUGCUCUUGGAUUACUCCAGAAGGCUGUUGAGGGAUUAUUAGAUGCCACAAGUGGUGCUGAUGCUGACCUACUGCUGCGUUACCGAGAGUGCCACCUCUUGGUACUCAAAGCUCUGCAGGAUGGCAGGGCAUAUGGAUCUCCAUGGUGCAACAAACAGAUCACAAGGUGCCUAAUUGAAUGUCGAGAUGAAUAUAAAUACAAUGUGGAGGCAGUGGAGUUGUUAAUACGAAAUCAUUUGGUAAACAUGCAACAGUAUGACCUUCACCUAGCUCAGUCAAUGGAGAAUGGUCUAAACUACAUGGCCGUGGCAUUUGCUAUGCAGUUGGUAAAAAUCCUGCUGGUGGAUGAAAGGAGUGUUGCCCAUGUUACUGAGGCAGAUCUGUUUCACACCAUUGAAACUCUCAUGAGGAUUAAUGCUCAUUCCAGAGGCAAUGCUCCAGAAGGAUUGCCCCAGCUGAUGGAAGUGGUACGAUCCAACUAUGAAGCAAUGAUUGAUCGUGCUCAUGGAGGCCCCAACUUUAUGAUGCAUUCUGGGAUCUCUCAAGCCUCAGAGUAUGAUGACCCUCCAGGCCUGAGGGAGAAGGCAGAGUAUCUUCUAAGGGAAUGGGUGAAUCUCUACCAUUCAGCAGCAGCUGGCCGUGACAGUACCAAAGCUUUCUCUGCGUUUGUUGGACAGAUGCAUCAGCAAGGAAUACUGAAGACUGAUGACCUCAUAACAAGAUUUUUUCGUUUGUGCACUGAAAUGUGUGUUGAAAUCAGUUACCGUGCUCAGGCUGAGCAGCAGCACAAUCCUGCUGCUAAUCCCACCAUGAUCCGAGCCAAGUGUUAUCACAAUCUAGAUGCCUUUGUACGACUCAUUGCACUGUUAGUGAAGCACUCAGGGGAGGCUACCAAUACUGUCACAAAGAUUAAUCUGCUGAACAAGGUUCUUGGUAUAGUAGUGGGAGUUCUCCUACAGGACCAUGAUGUUCGACAAAGUGAAUUUCAGCAGCUUCCCUACCAUCGAAUUUUUAUCAUGUUGCUCUUGGAACUCAAUGCACCUGAGCAUGUGUUAGAAACUAUUAAUUUCCAAACACUUACAGCUUUCUGUAAUACAUUCCACAUUUUGAGGCCUACCAAAGCUCCUGGCUUUGUAUAUGCCUGGCUUGAGCUGAUCUCCCAUCGGAUAUUUAUUGCAAGAAUGCUGGCACAUACACCACAGCAGAAGGGCUGGCCUAUGUAUGCGCAGCUACUGAUUGACUUAUUCAAAUAUUUAGCACCUUUUCUUAGAAAUGUGGAGCUCACCAAACCUAUGCAAAUCCUCUACAAGGGUACUCUAAGAGUGCUGCUGGUUCUUUUGCAUGAUUUCCCAGAGUUCCUUUGUGAUUACCAUUAUGGGUUCUGUGAUGUGAUCCCACCCAAUUGUAUCCAGUUAAGAAAUUUGAUCCUGAGUGCCUUCCCGAGAAACAUGAGGCUCCCAGACCCAUUCACUCCUAAUCUGAAGGUGGACAUGUUGAGUGAAAUUAACAUUGCUCCCCGGAUUCUUACCAAUUUCACUGGAGUGAUGCCACCUCAGUUCAAAAAGGAUUUGGAUUCCUAUCUUAAAACUCGAUCACCAGUCACUUUUCUCUCUGAUCUGCGCAGCAAUCUACAGGUAUCAAAUGAACCUGGCAAUCGCUACAACCUCCAGCUCAUCAAUGCACUGGUGCUCUAUGUAGGGACUCAGGCCAUUGCACAUAUCCACAACAAAGGCAGCACACCUUCAAUGAGUACCAUCACCCACUCAGCACACAUGGACAUCUUCCAGAACCUAGCUGUGGACUUAGAUACAGAGGGCCGGUAUCUCUUCUUGAAUGCAAUUGCAAAUCAGCUGCGGUACCCAAACAGCCACACUCACUACUUCAGCUGCACCAUGCUGUACCUUUUUGCCGAGGCCAACACGGAAGCUAUCCAGGAACAGAUCACAAGGGUUCUCUUGGAACGGUUGAUUGUAAAUAGGCCACAUCCUUGGGGUCUUCUUAUUACUUUCAUUGAGCUGAUUAAAAAUCCAGCGUUUAAGUUCUGGAACCAUGAGUUUGUACACUGUGCCCCAGAAAUCGAAAAGUUAUUCCAGUCAGUUGCACAGUGCUGCAUGGGACAGAAGCAGGCUCAGCAAGUAAUGGAAGGAACUGGUGCCAGUUAGAUGAACUCCUCCUGAUUCUCCCAGCCCUUUGGUUCUCAGGUGUCUGCCCCAACACCUACGCUGUUGAGGGUUGGCCUCCUGUCUACGUGGGCACGUUCCAAAGUUUAAAUGCAUUUUUUUGACUUGGCCAAAAUUUAGACGAUGCUGUGAAUAUCAUUUUGAACUUGUGUAAAUAUAUGAAAGAGAAAACCUUUGUCUGAACUUCUGGGUUUGUGCAAAAUGUGUUCAAGGCAAGUACAUAAACUAGUACGUUGUAAUAAAGAGGCAGCUAAAUACCA